CCCGAUUGCUAAGCUCCAUCAUCAAUAUAAUACAUCCUCCUUCCUCCACUUUCAUAUCUAUAGAGUACUAUUGGCUCUUCCCCCAGGCCACACCCAUACCACAUCAUAUAUAUCCUCUCUCAUAAUCUAUCUGGUUGGGUUUUUUCAUUUUUGUUUUCUUUCUAGAUAUUAUCAUUAACUUGGCUUGCCCGUGAUAUAUAAUCACCUCCCCACCACCAGGUUGAUUAUCAACCACGGAAGACAAGAUUUUUUCUCUAAAUCUAGCUAGAGAAACAAAAUACAAUAUAUAUGUACAUAUCUAUUAUAUUUUUUUGUUUUGAUUUUUGUUUUUUAAUUUCCUCUAGAUAUUUCUUCAUUUUAAAGCCUAGCUACUAUCUCUCAAGUCUUGCCAUUGAAAAUUGAAACUGCAGUUCAAAAUUACAUAAGAUCGAGCAAAUUUUGAUUUUGAAUUUGCUCGAUCAUUAAUGCAAAUAUUAAUUAAUUAAUUAAUUAAUUAUGCGAGAUCAUGAAGAAGAUAGGAAUCGUCCAGAAGGCAACGGCGAGGUUCCUGCGGCGGCGGCAGAGGAGCUGAGCCCCAAUCUCUUCACAAAAUAUGAUCUUGGUAAACUCCUUGGGUGCGGAGCCUUCGCCAAGGUCUACCACGCCCGUGACCUCCGCACCGGCCAAAGCGUGGCUAUCAAAUCUAUCAACAAGCAGCGUAUUCAGAAAGGAAACCUAGCUGUUCACAUUAAACGGGAGAUCGUUAUCAUGCGCAGGCUGCGCCACCCCCACAUCGUGCGCCUCCACGAGGUCCUUGCUACGAAAACCAAGAUCUACUUCGUCAUGGAAUUCGCCAAAGGCGGCGAGUUGUUUGCAAAGAUCGCCAAAGGUAGAUUUAGUGAAGAUCUCUGCCGCAAAUAUUUCCAGCAAUUAAUCUCCGCCGUCGAUUACUGCCACUCCCACGGCGUUUUCCACCGUGAUCUCAAGCCCGAAAAUCUGUUAUUAGACGAAAACUGGGACUUGAAAGUCACCGAUUUCGGACUCAGCGCUGUAACGGAUCAGAUCCAAAGCGACGGUUUGCUCCAUACGUUGUGCGGUACUCCUGCUUACGUAGCACCGGAAAUCCUAGCUAAAAAAGGCUACGAUGGUGCUAAAGUUGAUGUGUGGUCCUGCGGAGUUAUUCUCUACGUUCUGAAUGCGGGAUAUCUACCCUUCAACGACACCAAUUUGAUGGCCAUGUACAGAAAAAUCUACAAAGGCGAAUUCCGUUGCCCUAAAUGGACCUCACCCGAUCUCAACAGGUUUUUGACCCGCAUACUUGAUCCAAAUCCGAGCACCAGAAUCACGGUGCACCAGAUUUUGAGUGACCCCUGGUUCAACAAGGGGUACAAGGAGAUUAAGCAUCCAGUUGACAGGGACUUCGAAUUUAAGGAAUAUUCAGAAGCGCGUUACUUGAAUGCUUUUGACUUGAUCUCUUAUUCCUCCGGUUCAGAUCUCUCCGGUUUGUUCGGUAACAGUGGGAAUCGGGUCAAUUCUGAAAUGUUUGUGUCCGCUGAGUCGCCGGAGUGUAUAAUCGGAAGGUUUGAGUCCUUGGCGGAGGAGGAGGGUAUGGGGGUGGCAAAGAGGGGAAUGGGGGUGAGGUUGCAUGGGCAUAAUUGGAAAUACGUUCUCAUGGUAGAAAUCAACCGGUUAACGGAAGAACUGGUCGUAGUGGAGGUCAAAAGAAGUGGAUCUGGACGCGAUUUAUGGAAAGAGAAAUUCAAGCCCCGGCUGAAUGAUUUAGUUCAUAAACCUGACCUCCCCGCUGCAGGUAACUAGGAUAAGUUGUACUCCAAAAAAAAUAAAAAUUGAAAUUUGUCUAUUAACUAAAUAUAAUAUUAAUAUAUAUAUACAUAUUAUGCGCCGGGAAGAUGCAAAAACGAAGAUCACAUUCACACAGUACGUAGUUGAAUAUGCGAAUAUGCUGGAAGUGAAGGCCUAUAAUCCUAUAAAGAUCAACAGAUAUAUUAAUAAAUCAAGUCUGGAUUUUAAUUACAAAUGGAAUCAAUUAGAAAAAGUAGUGUGGUUUCCGAUCGACGUGUCCACACAUUAAAGAAAGGACUAAUAUAUCAUUAUAGAUAAUCCUAUAAUUGUAAGUUGUCUCCA
Erythranthe guttata (spotted monkey flower) is the source of this 2124-nucleotide messenger RNA. RefSeq names its product CBL-interacting serine/threonine-protein kinase 14. The record is from RefSeq and is a predicted model, not a curated record. Gene Ontology annotation, molecular function: protein serine/threonine kinase activity; ATP binding. Lineage: Eukaryota; Viridiplantae; Streptophyta; Magnoliopsida; Lamiales; Phrymaceae. Gene Ontology annotation, biological process: protein phosphorylation; signal transduction.